AUGGAGACGGCACCGUCACAUCGUGGUAGGGGCAAAGGCAAGAUUGCGACGCCAGAGGCUGAGGCCUACGUCAGUGAGCACUGCAAGCUGCACCCGGUGCUCGAGAAACUUAUAGCUCCUGCGCAGCUGACACUCUACCAAGUCCUACUGAAGGCAACCCGUGCCAAGAAGUACCUGGAAGUGGGUGUGUUCACUGGCUGCAGCGCACUGUCUGCGGCCCUGGCGCUUCCUCCCGACGGUAUCGUACGGGGCCUCGACAUCGAUCAAGAGGCCGCCGACGUCGGGAGGCCAUUCUGGAAAGAGGUGCGAUUCACACCUGGCUCGGUGCCUUGCUGGAGUCGAGAAAAAGAUUGA
This is a messenger RNA of Dermacentor silvarum, 354 nucleotides long. RefSeq lists its product as uncharacterized. NCBI's taxonomy places the organism in Eukaryota, Metazoa, Arthropoda, Arachnida, Ixodida, Ixodidae. The transcript is spliced from 4 exons. The coding region runs from base 1 to 354 and encodes 117 amino acids. The record is from RefSeq and is a predicted model, not a curated record. Gene Ontology annotation, molecular function: S-adenosylmethionine-dependent methyltransferase activity; O-methyltransferase activity.